ACUAAUGCAAUUCCAACUAUGACACCGGCCGAUUUCGACUCCGUGGCAAAGCAUGUGUACAUAAACCUCGAACACAUAAAUCGAUACCUCGGUAAGGCAAAGAUCGCUUCUAAAUUCCACACCACUAGUGACGAACUGCCGGCAACGCUGCUUGCCCUCACAAAGGAAGACAUCCCAGAAGUACCGGUGAAGGCAUUCGAUCCACUGGAACGACCCAGUGAGGAAGAAAUUGACACACUUUUCGACACAAUCCGAUCACGAUCGUCGCAAACCAGCAACGGUACCGGUGCCAACAAGCAGACCCAACGGCAUGGAUCGUUUAAGAAAACAACGGCCGCACCUCUGCAACAAUCCCGAUUGCUGAACGACACCAAUCUGAUAGCGAACUCAACCAGCUCGUUAACAGGUUCCUGCUCCGAUAUGACCGCAUUGGUAAACAAAUCAUCCAAGCAACCAGCGAUCGAUGUGGAAUUGCUCGUUGAUCGUUUACGGCAGUCGAUCGCUGCGCUGGGUGCGAUCGAAAAUGGAAAGAUUGAAUGUAUCGAUUUGGCACAGAUGCGCCAACAGUUCCGGCGCGAAUGGGCGGCCAAUCUGAGGGCAUGCCGUAACGUGGAAGCCUUGCUGGAUGAAUUUAAACAGCAGACAGAAAGCAAUGGAUCGGUUACGAUGAAGAAGGAACCGUUGAUAAGCAGUGAGUUGGUAAAGUCGAUGAAACAAUUACAAACGAAAUUACACUAUGCGAUAUCGAUUAAAAAAGCCGACGUACUGCCCGACAUGACCAAAACGCUCAGCAAGGACGUGUUUCCGCUGUCCGAGUGUCUCGAUACGAUUGACGAAACGAUCAGAGAGAAGCAGCUGUAG
Messenger RNA from Anopheles maculipalpis, 861 nucleotides. RefSeq lists its product as uncharacterized. The transcript has 2 exons. The record is from RefSeq and is a predicted model, not a curated record. NCBI's taxonomy places the organism in Eukaryota, Metazoa, Arthropoda, Insecta, Diptera, Culicidae. Bases 19 to 861 code for a protein of 280 amino acids.